Messenger RNA from Malassezia globosa CBS 7966, 1206 nucleotides. RefSeq lists its product as uncharacterized. The record is from RefSeq and is a predicted model, not a curated record. Bases 1 to 1206 code for a protein of 401 amino acids. The transcript has a single exon. NCBI's taxonomy places the organism in Eukaryota, Fungi, Basidiomycota, Malasseziomycetes, Malasseziales, Malasseziaceae.
AUGUCAUCACCGAGCCUCCGAGCCGUGUGUCUCAACACACCUCCGGCAUGUGCAACUGGCUCAUUUGUUCCUGCGCCAUCCGGCCAAUCUCGUUCACUGGUCUCUAGUGUUCUACUGACAGCCGAGGGCUAUGAAAGCCGACAGGUCACCGAGCUGCGUGCCUUGCUCCGCCAGCGUGGUCUUGCCACUUCUGGUCGUAAAGCAGAACUUGUCCAGCGCCUGAAGCAAAACGAUAUGGUACGCGCUGGCUCGACGCUCGCUUCAUCAACCUCAAGCACCGAGAAGACACGGCGUUCUACGCGAAUGCCUCGCACAGCUGCGCCACCUGCGCAUUCCUUGUCGAUGAUGCCAAUCUCCGCACGGACCAAGACUACCGCUCGAGGCAAGAAAGGGUCUGAUGCUGCUAAUGCUGCUGAAAAGACCAUGCCGUCGAUGUCCAUUGAGCCCGGCACGGUUGUGAGCGGCACGACGGUGUUGAACAGUGACGGCGCGACUGUGUCUUCACCGAAGAAGGCGGACUCGGGCCAUGCUACGGUGCCUGGCAAUCCUGAGUCAUCCAGCGCCCGCGGUUCAGAGCCUGUCUUCAAUGUGACAAUUCCAUUUGAAGAACCCAUGCAGCCUGAGCCUCAAUACAUCCCUUCGAUCCACAUGUUGGAAAACCCUGCUUACAACAGUAAGGAUUCAUUCCACUCUGACUGGCAUAUUCCGCACGUUCCGCGGGUUCACAACGUGGGACAAAUGGCGGAAGUGUCUCACAAUGCGAGCAUCUCCAUCUCAGAGCAAGAAGGUGCACCAGUGGCGUCAGGAGGUAUUCUGACCGAUCUCAUGAGCGACUAUCUCCCAAACAAGGUCCAGCGCCAAGUCCAGCAGAGUGUCGCCUCGACACAGCAAGCGACACGCAAUUUCUUCUCCGAUUUGGUCACGGACGUGUCGCGCGCUAUGCCCAUGGAUCCAUCGGUGAUGCCAUCCAAGUCAACGGCUCGUCCCUCCACACGCCGUGCGCUCAAUGAUGGCGAGCGAAAGGGACUUUGGGUGCUAGGUGGCAUCGUCGCCUCUGGCUUCUUCCUGGGUGGUUUGCACAGUAGCGACAAGAAGCAGGCAAAGGUAUCUUCUGCAACCGCUAAUGCGAGUGACGCUUCAGGAUACCAGGCACCUAGCUUUCAGCAAGGAGGCGGCAUCGUAGGUGCAUGCGAACGCAAGGUGUAA